AUGACAGGAAUAGGCUGGAACUUCGGCGACAAUGUUUCCGCCGCUCCUCCGUCUUCCUCAAUAGUUGGUUCCGGUUGGUCCAGUAAUUACGCCUCUUCGCCUCUCCAGAGUUCCAAUCCACUACAGCAACCUCCAAGUCGGCCAAUGGGAAUCGGUUUCGUUUUUGACGAACCCCGUGCACCUAUGACCCCACAAGCCCCUCCUGUGAAUCAGAAUCCGCAUCAUCUUGGUGUCGCAGAUAAUCUGGCUAAAAGGUCUCAAUCAAUGAAUGUUCCCCAAAGGCCCCCUCCUUCCAGGCAAAGGAACCCCAAUCCCUAUUCUAGUUCUUUUGAAGUUGUCACUCCUGGUGGAGAUACUGCUAACGUACCGGGAAAAGCAUUGUCGGCGAUGAAUUCAAGACCUUCAAGUCGAUCCGAUGCCUACGAGCGUGGUUUGAAUGAUAUGGCGGAGUUAAUGACAACGGUGGAUAUAGAUGAGGCCGAAAAACGACGGAUUCGGGAGAGAUUUGCUCUGGAUUAA
Rodentolepis nana is the source of this 519-nucleotide messenger RNA. The record is from the annotation of a GenBank genome assembly. Lineage: Eukaryota; Metazoa; Platyhelminthes; Cestoda; Cyclophyllidea; Hymenolepididae.